UUUCCUGCCAGGUCAAUGAGGCCUCCAACGACUGCCGUCUACAUAUAACGUUCAGCCUUUUGAAGAGUAGGAAUGGAAUCCAAGAUGGCAGAAGAUACAGCAUCCAGUCCCAAUCUAAACAUCCCCCUCAAGAGGGCCAAAGUCUCCAAAGAUCAGGUUGUCCCAGACCAGGGGUGUCUAACGCAGGAGCCCAAGGCGCCAGUUUUCAUCCGGAAACUCCGCAAGGCAGCAGUGGGAACAGGCUGUGACAUCCGCCUGAGGGUUUCAGUGGCGGGUUUUCCCAGACCGUCUCUCACCUGGUACCACAAUGACACAAUCCUGCCUCCCUCGGAAGCCCAAGACUCAGGAGGGCUGUGGAUACGCGACUGCCGUACGCGGGAUGCUGGCUUGUACACCUGUGUGGCCGCCAAUGAGCUGGGGAAGGCGAGCUGCAGCGCCAUCCUUGCUAUCAUGGACCUUGGAGAAGACUCUGAGAACACAGAAGAUGAGACUACAGAGCCCCAGAUGGAACCCAAAGGAGGGGCAGGGAGGCACCAGGAAAAGGGCGCCCGGAGAAGACUUUCAGGAGAGGGGGAUCAGAUGAUGGACUAUAACCCUGAUGUUUCCGAUCGCCGGUCCACGCUUCCAGGCUCUUAUGAUCCAAUCGUAGAACGGGAGCUCCGGGCGCUGGGCUCUCGUCCACCGGGGCCAAACAUGGACCCCACAAAUCCAUCCAGGACUCAAAACGAUGAAGAAUCAUAUGGGAGUCUCUCCCAGGAGCCCCCACACUCUAAUUGGCCACCUCCCCUCACACACACACACCCCACCAAAGCCCCAAAUCACAACCAUGAUGAACCCAGACAUCCCGAUGAGACACAGCAGGCAUCUGACGCUAAUAAGAUCCUGCCAUCCAAGUUGGCUCGUACUGGGCCCAACAUCUUUGACAAGGUCCGGACUUUUGAGGAGCGAAGGUUGAGUGUUGAUCUGCCGGAUCUCGUUGGAUCGGUUUCAGGGUUGGAUCGCAGAGAAAAGGGCAAGGACGCCUCCCAAAAACGGACAGCCUUCAAGCAACGAGCCUCCUCUUUGGAGGACAACAAGAGCUACUCAAAGCGUGUUGAGAGUUACCAGAAUAAGUUCACGGAGGAGCUAGAGAGGAUUAAAAAGCUUGUCGGCAGAGGAAAAAUAAAAAAGGCAUAUUCUACUGAGCAGCUGCCGCAAAAAGAGUCGCUGAUGACGAGCAGGUUGGAGCCUAUCCCUCCACAAGUGAUUAAAAAGCUGGAGGCACGGCAAGCUUUGGAAGGAACACAGGCCCGGGAGCCUGGUAGACCACAAACUCUAGUUCCUGAAAAAGUUGGGCCAAGCCCAAUGACAAAUUACUCAUCACAAGGAAGCACUGGGAAUUUUAGAGUUGCCAUGGAGACAGCACUAGUUCCCCAGUUGCCAGGGCAACCAUUGACAACAGCCAAGACCAGACGCACCAGGGAAAGCACACAGAACUCUCCCAACACUCCCACCUCAGCAGAACAUCUAUUUCCUCCAAGCAAGGACAAGGACAGAUCCCUCAGUCCAACGGGAAAAAGAGCAUCACCGGUCACAGUUAGGGAAUCAGGGUCACAGUAUCCAGCCAAACCGCCCAGGCUCACCCCGUCACCCACACCUUCCAUCAGCCCCCACCUGAAGAGAAGGAAGGCCAUUCCUACCAUCCUGGUGGAAGAUGAAACUGUAACCACGGAAUAUGGUGGGAGGAAAGAAGACAAACGUGGCAAACGCUGGAUCGGUCACUCUGCAGAAGAGCCAUGCAGGAGCCCUGGAAGCCCCGCCCACCUUUCAGAUAAGGUGAACAUGAGCCUAAAAGAGGAGGCGAUGGAACUUGUUGGAGGAGCUCCUGCUCCGACUAAAAGUGUCAACUUCAAGGAGCCCCCCUAUUUCCAGGCGGCGCCGUGUGACCAAUUGGUGACGGAGGGCCAGGAUGUUGUCAUCUCGGUGAACGUCGCAGGGCAGCCGAAACCUACGGUUCACUGGCUGAAGGACAAUGUUUCAGUGAAGACAGCAGGACGCUUCUCCAUGCAGGAGACAGAAGGUGGGUCCACCGAGAUGAAAAUCACCUCAGCAAAGAGGUCAGACGCGGGGCUGUACGUCUGCAAGGUUGUCAACCAGUAUGGAGUAAAACAAGAGGAGUGCAGAGUGGAGGUCAAAGCUGCAGCACAGGCCGACCUGAAAAUUAUUCAGGAGAUCAAAGACACGUCAGUGCACGGUGGUGAGUCGGCCAUGUUUGAGUGCAAUGUCACGGGGCCUCCGGACAUGGACGUGGAUUGGCUGUCCAACGGAAGGCUGAUCCAGCCGGCGUUGCUCAACUGCAAGAUGCACUUUGACGGUCGGAGGUGCCGCCUGUUGCUAAAUUCCGUUCAUGAAGAUGACAGCGGGAUAUACACUUGCAAGUUGAGCACGGCUAAAGAGGAGUUGACCUCCAGUGCGAGUCUCAAGGUCACUCCGUCCAAGGAGCCGUUGUUCACUCGUAAGCUGGACAUCCUUGAGGUCAUCGCAGGUCGGACAGCCCGUUUUGACUGCAAGGUGAGCGGGUCACCGGCGCCACAAGUCACCUGGAUGCAUUUUGAAACCAGAGUGGAGGAGAACGACAAUGUGCACAUUCUCAGUGAGGGAGGGCGCCACUCGCUCGUCAUCACCAACGUCAGCAGUGACACAGAAGGUUUCUACACGGCCGUGGCGCAGAACAUUCACGGGAAGUCUGAAUGCACCGCUGAGCUGUACAUGCAGGAGCACAGGACCGCCAUCCCUUCUCACAUGUCCAAACUGGAGAAGAUGCCAUCCAUUCCAGAGGAGCCGGAACAUGUCGAGAGUGAAGUGGAGAGGAGAACCAUGCCGGACUUUGUCAAACCUCUGGCUGACCUGGAAGUCAUUGAGGGCAAAGAGGCUAUGCUUCACUGCAAGGUGACGGGACUGCCUUACCCAACCAUCACCUGGUACCACAACGGAAAGCGCAUUGAGAGCAGCGAGGAACGCAAAAUGACUCAGUACAGGGAUGUCCACAGCCUGGUCAUGCAGAGUGUUUGUCACGCGGACGGUGGUGUCUACAAGGCCGUGAUUGCUAACAAACUGGGCAAAGCGGCCUGUUACGCACAUUUAUACGUCACAGAUAUCAUUCCAGAUCCACCCGACGGCCCGCCUGUCAUAGAAGCCAUCACAGGGAAAACUAUAAGCCUUAGCUGGAAGAGACCAAAGAGACUGGACCCAUCUUAUGACCCUGGUUCCUUGCUAUACGUGCUCCAGCAGCAACCUCUGGGCUCCAUCCAGUGGUCCAUUGUGGCGUCCAAUCUGAGGGAGACCAGCUACACCAUCAACAGCCUAUCCAAGGGAGUCCGCUAUGCCUUUAGGGUCCUGACGUCUACUGGCAAGACGCUCAGCAAGCCUUCACCGUCUACUGAUCUGGUCCAGCUGCUGGACAGAGGACCCUAUUUGAGGAAAGCGCCGGUGAUCGUGGACAAAGCUGACAUUGUGUAUGUGGUUGACAACCAACCUGUGAGCAUCUUCAUCACCCUGAACCAUGUGCACGCUACUGUAGCCUGGAAAAGGAGGGGCGUGGCCUUGGUCAACAAACCCGGGGUGUGUGAAAUGAGAAUGCCGGAUGAUGAUCAACACUCCCUGACGCUUCAGCGGGUCAAGACUUCUGACCUUGGUCAGCUGGUGGUGACGGCCAGCAACCAGUUUGGCAGCGACCUCUGCAUGAUGCAGCUCGCCAUGGCAGUGCCACCUAAGUUUGAAACAAUCAUGGAGGACGUUGAUGUGGAGGCCGGAGAUACAUCCCGACUGGCUGUUGUGGUCGAAGGGAAACCGGAUCCAGACAUUUUUUGGUACAAGGAUGAUGUGCUUCUCUCCGAGAGUUGCUAUUUCACCUUUGUUUAUGAUGACCCGGAAUAUUCUCUCGUGAUCCUCAAUGCCCGUCCCGAGCACUCUGGUGUGUAUACAUGCACGGCACAAAACAUGGCCGGGUCCAACUCCUGCAAGGCUGAACUGACAGUUCACACAGAGCGUAAGGAGGCAAUAGAGCCAAUGGAAGACAAGGGAACCAUUCUCAGGACGAUGCGACGCCUGACAGACUACUACGACCUCCACAAGGAGAUAGGCAGGGGAGCCUUCUCUUAUGUAAAACGGGCCACUCAGAAGAAGGGAAAGAAGGAUUUUGCUGCCAAGUUCACAUCUGCACGCGGGAAAAGGAAAGCCUUGGCACUGCAAGAGAUGGAACUGCUGUCCCUGCUGGACCAUGAGCGGAUCAUCUACUUCAACGAUGCCUUUGAGAAGAAGAACGUGGUAGUGCUCAUAACAGAAUUGUGUCACGAGGAGCUGCUGGAACGAAUGUCCAGAAGAACAACGGUCACGGAGCUGGAAAUUCGUCGAAGUGUUCAGCAGGUGUUAGAAGGCCUUCGCUACCUUCAUGAGAAAGACAUCGCACACCUGGACAUCAAGCCAGAAAACAUUUUGAUGGCUGGUGCCAGCAGCGACCAGAUCCGCAUUUGUGACUUUGGUAACGCCAUCAGACUAGAGUCCUCCGAAGAGCAGUAUUGCAAGUACGGCACACCAGAAUACGUGAGCCCAGAAAUUGUGAACCAAACCCCCGUUUCCACAGCAACAGACAUAUGGCCAGUUGGGGUCAUUACAUAUCUCUGCCUGACAGGAGUGUCCCCGUUUGCCGGUGAAAACGACAGAGCCACGGUGCUAAACAUUCGCAACUACAAUGUGGCCUUUGAGGAGAGUAUGUUCUCUGCCCUCUGCAAAGAGGCAAAGGGGUUCGUCAUCAAGCUCCUGGUCGUGGACCGCCUGAGGCCGAGUGCCACUGAGUGCCUACGACAUCCUUGGUUCAAGUCAGAAAGCAACAAGGGCAUCUGCACUGCAAGACUCAAGCAGGUUUUGUCUAGAAGGCGAUGGCAGCGCUCCCUCAUCGGUUACAAAUCCAAGAUGGUGAUGCGGACGAUCCCAGAGCUACUGAACGACGCAUCCAGCCACGUCUCCAUUGCAGUGGCGCGGCAAUUAAAAGAUGGCUCGCCGCCGCCUUCCUCGUCCUCCGACUCUGAGGCAGAUGUGGAUGAGCUUCCCUUCAUUCCAAUGCCGAUAUCGAUGUUCUACUCCGAUUCUAGAGUCUCCCUGAAUGAGAUCCCCGGCGAUGAGGAACCAAGGAGGCCCCGUGGUGUUGCUGAUGGGACUGAGGAUGACCCGGACUCGACCAGUCCAAAUGAGAUAAAUCGACAGACAAAACAAGCUCCACUUAAUAAAGGAUCAAGCACGGAGUCCGAAGAAUCUCAGACGAAAGCCAGAAGAUCUACCAUGAGGAGAGGCAGCUCUGCUGACUCUGCACUGCUUCUCCACGUGGACUCAGGGGAGGACAAUGCCGAUGAGGAUACAGACACAAGCAACAACAGUCUGAAAAAGGCGGUUUCUCUGGAACUGCCAAACCGUAGCCCAAGCCCUGGCAUGACAAAGUUAAGCCAGGAGGAUUACGCCUUGAAGCUGGAGCUCAUGAGACAACGGCUGCUCAGGGGAGGUAGCAUGGAUAAAAAGAUGAGCGGCCUGCGAGGACCCUUGUUUGAAACACUGGGCAUGGAAGAUGAGAGACGGACAGGGUCUCUUGAACGCAAUCUGAGGAGAUCCAGAGCCGGACCGGCCACACUCACAAGAGCUGCAUCCUCUGAGAAUGCUGGAGAGGACACGCCAAAGACCAAAGUUUUUCGGAAAAGCUCCUCCUUUACCCAGGGAGAUUCUGAGCCCAUGCCCCUUCACCGCAGGUAUGGAGCACCCUUGGAGAUCCCAUCUGUGAGCGACAGCAGCACUGAGGGGAAGAAGCUUCAGGAGGCAACAUCCAUGUCGGCCCUAACAGGACAGACGAUGCUGGAGUCCGCAUCACCAACUGCGCUCAACUCAUUUGUGUACCCAACACCAGGGGCAGUGGACCAAAGUCAAAAAAAGAAUGUUGAAGAAAAAAGGACCAACAAAGAAAAGGUAGAAGAAGUAGAAUCCGAGUUGAGAUUACCUUCCGUUAUUACUCCUAUCAUUGUGAUCGAGGAGGAUGAUGAGGAAGAGGACAAAGGAAAAAAAUGUCAGGACAGUAACGAAACAUCCCAAACCCGUGAAGAAUCAUCUACAUACAGAAGCAGUGCAGAAGCUGUCGCUGUGUCAUCUGGAACAUCUGACCAGGUUCCUGUCAAAUCAGACCAAGGACCUGAGCCUCAAGAUAAUGUUUUAUCCUCAAAACACUCGGCAGUGUUUGCAAAAGUAGCAACAGGACACAGAUCCUCUGCUUCCAGUUCCUCGUCAAACCCAGAUAUUUCUGGCGUGCUGGGCUGCCCACAACUGAGAACGGAUAUCAAAGACAUUGACUCAGAGGAGGUCUUUGAGGCCAGAUUUAAGAAGCGAGAAUCAUCUUUGACACGCGGCCUUAGAAAGCUAACCAGAAACAAGUCUGAGGAGGAAUCACCCCUCCUAAGCCGAAAGAUGGGCAGUGGAGGUGAGGAGGUUUACAGGCCAGGGCCAAGGGGAGCACCUUUGGAGAUGAUCUCCACGGGACUACAGGAGAAGUCCAAAUCAGUUCAAGACCUACGGGAAGAUAAGGAUAAGGAACCAGGACUGGGUCUUAUCGGGAGGUUUUCAUUGCGGGGUAAGAGAUCCUCAUCCAUUGAUAAAAAAGGGGAGAAAUCGAAGGAUGGUCAGGAAAGUGCAUCCACUAAGAGGGUCACUUGGGCGAUUGGUCGAAGUAAAUCUCUGGACACCAAGGAGCAAGAAGCCACAGAACAUAGAAAGGCUGAUGAGUCUGCAAUUUCUGCUGUGAGGCGGAAGUUUGAGUCCAAAGUGGCAGGAAUCUCUGCCAGACUAAGGACCCAGUCGGAGGACAGGAAGGAUCAACAUGCCGAGAGAAGUCCGAAAGAUCUGGAUUUGAAAAGGAUCACAGAUUCUUCCGUCCUUGCAAUGCGACAGAAGUUUGAGAAUAAAGUGGCGGGAAAUUCGACAAAGACGCGCAGUCAGUCAGAUGAGCGACAGGAGAAGACGGAAGGAAAGAGGACACCCCUGUUUUCUCGCCAUCGCCACUCACAGUCCGAGGGGCGUGGACUGCAAGGAAUGGGGGUGCCGGAGAAUCAGCUUGCAAAACAGGUUGGCGUGGGCACGUCGAAGGAGUCGGUUGGAUCUGUUUCAAGUGUUCAUUCUGAGAAAGAGAACGAGCGACGCUCUCGAUGGGACAGGUGGGGUCUGACCAAGAGCAAAAAGGACAAAACACCUUCUCAGACUGACAUUCCUUCACACCCCCCCAAAAAAGAUGAGACCUCAUCCACAAAGAAGUUUGUCCGUUCCACUUCUGAUUUCCCACCUGUGUUCCACAUCAAACUCAAAGACCAAAUCCUCUUGGAGGGGGAGGAGGUCACCCUCUUCUGUCUCCCAGCUGGAAGUCCACUUCCUGUCAUCUCAUGGAUGAAAGAUCGUAAAGCUCUGCUGGCGGAUGACCGAGUCAGUCUGAUGUCCCAUCCCGAUGGCAGGCAGCUUCUUAAAAUCCUGAAAUGUAGCCCCAGAGAUGCCGGAGUGUACGAGUGCUUAGCUACAAAUCCCAUCGCUGCCAUCACCACCACCUGUACUCUGUCAAUAGCUUAUGUUCCCAAGCGACCAGGGACCCCUGAGGUCCCUCAGACGUACAGCAACACCGCUCUGGUGCUUUGGAAGCCGGCAGACACCAAGCCUCCAUGCAGCUACACUCUGGAAAGAAAGACAGAAGGAGAUUCAACCUGGCAAACGGUAGCCACCGGAGUGCUUGACUGCUACUACAACGUGACGGACUUACCACACAGGGGCUUGUUUCGGUUCCGUGUGUCCUGUGUAAACAAGGCAGGACAGGGGCCACAUAGCAACUGGUCCGCUCCAGUCAGUUUGGACGACUCAGCAGCUCAAGACGCUACACCUGUGGUGGCUGUUGUUAAGACGGCAGACACACCUGAGCCUCUGGUGUCACCACUCACACCCAUGAUGACUGCCACCAGCUCCACCACAUCAGGUCCUGAAGAUGCACACGCACCAGUGAUGCCCCCUUGUCCUGCGACAUUGUCAUCAUCUACUGGGCCUUCCAGCCAGAUAGCUCCCUCUGCCGUCACAAACACACCACAUGCUCCAAAAAUAAGCUUGAAACAUCCCUCUGCACCAUUUAUAGUCCCCAAACCGCAGAGUCCAGUGAACAUUGUGUCUCCUAUGACCCAGACCCCCACCACCCUUGUAACGCUACCCUCAACCCCCACCAAACCAGUUUCAGCGACCACCACAGCUUCUGUGGCCACAUUGCCCAUCUCCUUCACCCCUCAAGUACUCCAAACAUCCAGCCUGAGCCCCAUCGGGGGAGGGGUCAGUAUGCCCGACAGAGGCACCCCAUCCAGGUGUGCUACACCAUCUACGAGUCUAAGGCAAGGGGUUCCACAGAAACCGUACACCUUCCUAGAUGAGAAAUCCAGGGGUCGUUUUGGAGUCAUUCGGGAAUGCCGUGAGAAUGCCACAGGCAAAAUGUACAUGGCCAAGAUCAUCCCCUAUAGCCAGGAGAACAAAAAGGACGCGUUGAAGGAGUAUGAGAUCCUGAAAUCUCUGCACAAUGAAAAAGUUCUGGCAUUGCACGAGGCCUACGUCACACCGCGCUACAUUGUGCUGGUGGCAGAGUAUUGCACAGGCAAAGAGCUUCUGCACAGCCUCAUAGACAGGUUUCGCUACUCUGAGGAUGACGUGGUGGGUUACUUGGUCCAGAUCCUUCAGGGAGUCGAGUACCUCCACAACCGCAGGAUCCUCCACCUGGACCUGAAACCCGACAACAUCAUGGUGACAAACAUGAACGCCAUCAAGAUUGUGGACUUUGGAAGCGCUCAGAGCUUCAACCCGCUCAGUCUGAAGCAGCACGACUCUGGAACAGGAACAGGAACAGGAACUGUGGACUACAUGGCUCCAGAGAUGGUGAAAGGUGAAGUGGUGGGGCCCCCAGCAGAUAUUUGGACUGUUGGCGUUGUUAGCUACAUUAUGCUCAGCGGCCGUCUGCCCUUUGAAGACAAAGACCCGCAGCAGGUUAAGUCCAAGAUCCUGAUGGCGAGGUUUGAUCCAGCAAGACUGUACCCCAACGUGUCCCAAAGUGCCUCUGCUUUCGUCAAGAAGAUGCUGAGCAGCUAUGCUUGGGCUCGCCCGACCACACGAGACUGCUUCACACACGCCUGGCUGCAGGACUCUUACCUGAUGAAGCUGAGGAGGCAGACCCUCACCUUCACCACAAGCAGACUCAAAGAGUUCCUGGUGGAGCAGCAGUGUCGUCGUGCUGAGAGCUCCACCAAACACAAAGUGCAGCUGCGCACCUACCAGAGCGCACCCCUGUCCCCACCAUCCGCGUCUACACCGCCCGUUCCCGGCCCCAAGUCAAACAAUUAAAGACUGUGUUUACUGCAGGUGCAGAGAGGGUACCAGGAACCACCGCAAAGACUGGAAUCCAUGUGUACUCGUGUGGAUGCAAAUGCAAAUUUUCUGCAGGAAAUUGUUUGAAACAUCAUCCGCCUUCUUUGACAAAAUGCACCACCCGUGAAUGUACCAUACUUUGCGCUGCUAACUGAAUUUACUUCGACGUUACACAUUAGAUUGAAAAACCAAAUCACUUUCCCUUCAAUUGUUUACUUUUUUCAUGUUAAUUUAUUUGCAUGCACGUUUUGACUCAGUAAGGUAAAAAAAAAAAAAAAAAAAAAGGAGUGUUUUUGUAGUUGCUGUUGAGCUAGGGUGCAGUUUAUGCGUCUGUGUUACAAGCAGUGAAUCGUGUAGAUGGAAACAGUCACACCACGCUGGUAAAUUGCUGUGGUUCCUCAGUGUUGCUCGUACUUGGUGAAAUUAUGGUUGCCCGGUCAGUGCCUAGAUUGGAGUCAAAUCCAAAGCAUCUGUGUUUUAAUGUGUCUCUGAUGUGGUUCCAAGUCACUUGAUGACUUAUUUGAAGGACCCUUUAUGAGAUGACAUGUGAACAACCUCUUGCGAUAUCAAUAGCAUUUAAUAGUCCUGUGGUUUACUCUUACAGCACUUUUUUCUUUCAAUUUGGACGGUUGAAGAUUUGUAAAUGUGCCAAUUUGCUGUGUUUAUAAGUGGGAAACGUUGUUGUUUUUUCCAGAGAUAGUAUGUAAUAAAUUGUUGAUACAAUUUGA
This is a messenger RNA of Doryrhamphus excisus (bluestripe pipefish), 10172 nucleotides long. It is a transcript of the gene spega, whose product is annotated as striated muscle enriched protein kinase a. Gene Ontology annotation, biological process: protein phosphorylation. The record is from RefSeq and is a predicted model, not a curated record. NCBI's taxonomy places the organism in Eukaryota, Metazoa, Chordata, Actinopteri, Syngnathiformes, Syngnathidae. Gene Ontology annotation, molecular function: protein binding; ATP binding; protein kinase activity.